CAGAGGAAACCGGCCCUCCACAUGUCGACAGCAGGCAGUGAUCAACUCUAGCAACACACAAAAUGGACGAUUCAGACUCUGAUGACAGGAAGUCAAGAAUAUUCACCGUGACCAUUUCCAGUCUGACCCUGAAGGAUUCUGGGUCGUAUCUUUGUGGAGUCCAGAGAAACUCAGGAUUUGAUGUUUUCACUGCUGCUGAACUGCAAGUCGAGGAAUGGUGCUGUGUGGAGUCAAAGAUAAUUAGAGAAACUGCAGGACAUGAAGUAACCUUGCAGUGCCCUUAUCCGCCGACUCACCGAAACAACAGGAAGUUCCUCUGCAAAGGAAGUCAACGCAGCAAGUGCACAGACAUGAUGAAGGGUCAAAGCAGAUUCUUACUGCACAGUGACUUCUCUGGGUCUUUCUCCGUCAAAAUCACACAGCUGGAAGCAGGAGAUACCGGAACGUACUGGUGCCGUUCAGAGCCGGGGUGGAACGUCGGAAAUUAUACCCAGUUUCAGCUGUCUGUAGUAGAAGAAGAACAGAACGCGGCCCCAAAAAAAACGCUUCAGGCUUCGGCAACACAGGACGUCACAGCGGUCUCUCAGCACCAGAGCAGCACAGUGAAAACUAGCCUAACAACUGCAACGCUGGUCUCUAAGGAACUCAUUGAAGGGCUUCCAGAUGCCGCUCUCUAUUCACUCGUUGCCGUGUUUGCUGGGCUGUUGCUGCUGUCUGUCAUCCUGGUCACGGUUUUCAAGAGCAAAUGUCGCAAAGUAAAAGACGUCGCCGUCGUUGCAGACGGGAAAAAGCUCGACUUCGUGGAAGUGCAGGAAACGUGCAGGGGAGAAGAUGUGUAUCAGAACCACGACUCCAUAGUGAUGAGGUCACAGCAACAACACGCCAGCCGUCACUUUAGUGAUGUGGAUGAAGACGAACUUGACUAUGAAAACAUCACAGCAGCUGAGGACAUCUACGGCAAUGAGAGUUUCCAUAAAUUUAAGUGACGGAGAGCAGUUUAACGCUUCACUAAUACACAGAGAGUUGGUUUUAAUUUUGCGGCUUCUCUG
Messenger RNA from Poeciliopsis prolifica (blackstripe livebearer), 1049 nucleotides. Its product is annotated as polymeric immunoglobulin receptor-like. The record is from RefSeq and is a predicted model, not a curated record. Lineage: Eukaryota; Metazoa; Chordata; Actinopteri; Cyprinodontiformes; Poeciliidae. The transcript has 7 exons. Bases 63 to 986 code for a protein of 307 amino acids.